AUACGUAAACUUUUUUUCCCUUUCUCCACCCGCUGCUGGUUACCAGCGAAUCUUCCUAUUUUCUUGUUCAUUUCUUGUGCGGGACCUGGCAAAAUGGAAAGAUGGGCACCGCACCACCCUCAGCUCGACACUAGGUCGCAUUUCAACAUGACGCUCAACACCACGGCAGCCAACACAAACACCUCGUGGAUGUCCAACAGCAGCACGCGAUCCAUCAUCGCUAGCCUCCAGCUCGCCCAAGUCCAGACCCUGCGAACCAUGCAUAUGACCUUGGGCGCCUUCAGUCUGGCCAUGUUGAUGUUGACUGUCUUGCGUAUCGUGUCGGAUGCGAAGAGAGCGGCCGCGUUGGCGACUCCUCUGAGAAAACGUCGAUUCAGCGCCCUCUCCAACGUCCAUCCCGCUGAGACAUUCCCACUCGUACUGGCUUGCGGGGCGGUUAUACAGCAGAUUUUCUUUGUAUCAGUGCAGAGCACUGCCCUUAGUAGUGUUUUAUCAAACAACUGUCGAGGAUUGGCCAUGAUCACUUUCCCCGCAAUCUUUCUCAUGGGCUACAUCACCCUCGUCUUUGGAAUCGAAAUGACCGUCAGAGCCUUUGGCUAUGAUAGGUUCGCCCCCCGCGGCAAAUGGAACUCAACCAUUUGCGUUGCCAUCGUAGCAGGCCUGGAACUCGUUACCUGGAUGCCCACCGUUGCCUGGCCUGCGCCCAAUGUUUGCUUUGGAGGUCUGAUCUGGUUCCCAGUCAAAUACGAGGUCAUUGCGAUGGGCAUCCUCAUCGCCAUGGUCUCACUCCUUCUGAUUUUGGCUGCCAUGAUCAGCAUUCAAUUGAUGCGAACGGCAAACGUGGACCCCAACGAGCGCAUUGCAGCCUCGAGAAUGUGCUACUUCAUGCUGAUGGCUGCAGUGGUUUAUAUAUUGGUGAUCCCCGUCGAGGUGCAAGCUCACCGCAAGGACUUCAUGAACACUCUGACCAGCUCGCGAGUCGCCGAAAUCGCCCUCUUUACUUCGGGAAUGGUUAUCACCUUCUUCCAUCUGUUCCUCCGCGUGAACGCAACUCGAUUGAUGAUCCAGCCCGUCAACGAAUCCAAAACCGUACCUAAGCAGAACCGCCCCAAGAUUCGAUUAUUUGGCCCUAGCGAUUUGGAGAUGAACAUCAGCGGACCCAUUGGUCUACAAGGCGGUCGUCGCCCCGAGAGCCGCCAAGGACUCAUCGAUGUCGGUCCCGAAAAGAACCGCUUCGACUUCGAUCCCGAAUACUUUGUACGCCCCGACCGCCCCCUCACUCCUGCCUCAGUCAACUCCAAUCUUCCUGUCGACCCCACCAAGUGGCCUCUGCCCCCAGACCCGGUACAGACUAGCUACGCGCAGCAGAAGGAAGGCCUCCAUAGGCGCAGCAAAUCCAACUACUCCUUGUUCCCUACCCGGGCCGAAGACGUUCCCCGUCUCCCAGCCACCGUCUACUCUCCCGACAAGCCCACUCCCAGCAAAUCUCCAUUCUCCAGCCUUGCCAUCCGGCGUCAAAACCGCCGAAGCUCUCUUGGAGAUACUAAAUCAGUGACUGACGUUAACGAAGCGUUUGGUUUCCUUGCGAAACCUGCUCCGCUUUUUGCUGGACGACACAACCGCGGAGACAGCACUGCGAGCAGCGCGACUGUGGAGAUUGGUCUUCGGUUCUCUGUCGCACCGGCUACACUUGCAGCAGCCAAGUACACCAAAGCAGAGCGUCCAGGGGAAUCAUCCAGUCUUCGUCAGCCUCUUGGUCAGGAAGGGAGCAACUCUCCUGUCCGGUCCCCCACCACACGCAUAUCACCCGCGAAGGACGCCGCUCUGGAGAAGAAGCUCAACUCGUAUGAGUUUCCAAACCCGUCUCCAGCCCAUGCAAGCCCUGUCCGAGAACACAUUUUCCCGGUGCUCUCCCCCGCUACGUACCUCCAGGAUCAGCGUGAAAAGAUCCUUCCACCAACACCCCCAGUUGCAGCAGCAACAGCAACAGCAACAGCACCUCAGCCAGUCGCUACUACAAGCGGACUGAGAAUGAAUCCCAUAACUCCUACAAGUCCGCCUAUAAAGUCACCAUCACCGACCAGUUCCGGCCGAAGCUCGCCCAUGUCCAGCAGAUCAAGGUCCCCGACAGCACCAUCGCCCACUGCUCGGAUACCCCUUGGUGCCGGCACUAUGGCGCGCAGCCCGCAGCAGAACGGCUGGAUAUGA
Molecule: messenger RNA, 2208 nt
Organism: Periconia digitata
Lineage: Eukaryota; Fungi; Ascomycota; Dothideomycetes; Pleosporales; Periconiaceae
Source: the annotation of a GenBank genome assembly